UCUGCAGUUAAUUGAAACCGAACAGUCACUUGGAACGCAUUCUUGUUUGUGAUUUUCUUACUAAAAUAUCAGCUAAAAUCUCUAAUUAAACUAUUGAAAUAUCCAAAGAAAAAUGGCUAACGUUGAAUUGUUGACAUUUAACAAUGGAAUCAAAAUGGCAGCCAUCGGCUAUGGCACUUGGCGUGCACCCGAUGAAGAAAUCAAAAGAGCAUUGAACUUAGCACUUGAGGCUGGUUAUCGUCACAUCGAUUGUGCUCCAGUUUAUUUGAAUGAAAAGGCCAUUGGCAAAAUACUGAAAGAAUGGAUCGAUGGGGGUAAAGUGAAACGUGAAGACUUGUUCAUCACAACGAAAUUGCCAGCUUUUGGUAAUCGUCCCGAAAGUGUUGAAAAGAAUUUGAAAAAAUCGUUGGCCGAUUUGAAUUUGUCAUAUGUUGAUUUGUAUUUGAUGCAUACACCAUUUGGAUUCCCCAAACCAAUCGACGGUCAAAUGGCAUUUCAUCCAAACGGUGACGUUGUAUUGGAUUUAACCACCGAUCAUGUGGCCAUCUGGAAGAAACUUGAAGAGUUCGUCGGUGCUGGUCUUAUCAAAAGUAUUGGCAUUUCGAACUUUAAUCAACGUCAAGUGCACCGCAUUUUGGAUAACGCAACCAUUAAACCGGCUUCGUUGCAAAUCGAACUGCAUGUUUAUUUCCAACAAACUGAAUUGGUGGAAUUUUGCAAAGCAAACAACAUUAUCGUCACCGCAUAUUCGCCGCUCGGUUCGAAAGGUAUCGUCGAGUUUUUGUUGAAAAUAACUAGUAAACAACGUAACGUGCCUGACUUACUUGGGAUACCCGAGGUGAAAGCAAUUGCUACGAGAUUGGGCAAAACACCGGCACAAAUUCUGUUGAAGUGGAUUGUGAAACGCGGCGUCGCUGCCAUUCCAAAGAGCACCAAUGCUGGUCGUUUACGGGAAAAUUUGGCACUCUUUGACUUUGAUUUAACCACAGAAGAUAUGAAGAUGAUUAAGGUUCUGGACAAAGGCAUCCGCAUUUGUACUUUAGACUUCUUCCAAGGAAUUGAUAAGCAUCCAGAAUUCCCAUUCUAAUGGCAUCAGAUUCAUGGCAUUUGAUAAAACUUGUUAGGAUUUCAUGAUUCUCGCAUAAAACACAGAAAAAUGAUAAAUUUGAUUUUUGACUAAAAUAUUGGGUAAAUGGAGGUUCUUUUGUGUUAUUUUUCCAAAUUAAUGGCAAUUUAUCUUUGCUAAAACCUCGAAAAGUGUAUUUUUCCUUGUGCCUCACAGACGGUACAUUUACACUAGCAUUUAGAACAACAACAAAGAGAGAGAGAAAGAAAAUAAAUGCCAAAAACCAUUAUUCAUAAUAUAUCAAUUUUUCCUCCUCUUAUCUUCUGGGUUUGUAGAUUCUUUUCGAUUGUCAAAUUAGGACUCGUACGACCAAAACAAAUCAAUUUAAA
Sitodiplosis mosellana (orange wheat blossom midge) is the source of this 1455-nucleotide messenger RNA. Its product is annotated as aldo-keto reductase family 1 member A1-like. Gene Ontology annotation, cellular component: cytosol. Gene Ontology annotation, molecular function: aldose reductase (NADPH) activity. The coding region runs from base 113 to 1087 and encodes 324 amino acids. The record is from RefSeq and is a predicted model, not a curated record. NCBI's taxonomy places the organism in Eukaryota, Metazoa, Arthropoda, Insecta, Diptera, Cecidomyiidae. The transcript has 8 exons.